AUGCAUCAUAUGAUCAUCGUCCUCGUUGCGGCUGCGAUCGUCGCGGUAUCGUGCGAAGAUAGAAAAUGUGGAACUAACGAACAAUUCUAUGAAUGUGGAAGCGCAUGUGAACCAAAAUGCAAUGAACCGGAAGGUAAAAUGUGUACAAUGCAAUGUAUUGUGAACGUAUGCCAAUGUAAACCUGGAUACAAACGUGGACCGAGUGGCUGUCGGAAACCAGGACAAGGAUGCAAAUAA
Molecule: messenger RNA, 237 nt
Organism: Necator americanus (New World hookworm)
Lineage: Eukaryota; Metazoa; Nematoda; Chromadorea; Rhabditida; Ancylostomatidae
Exons: 2
Coding region: 1-237 (78 amino acids)
Source: RefSeq, a predicted model, not a curated record